GCCCCGAACGCAGAGCCGCCCCCGCGCCCGAGACCACCCCCGACGCGCGGCGAUCGCGUCCACGAAGCCGUCUUUGUGUUCGUGCUCUGCCUCGCCCAGUUCCUGUCCCUCGCCGCCAUGAACCAGACGGUCGCCCCGCUUCUGAUCCUCUCCGAGUACUUUGACAUCCACGACUACGGCAACCUGAGCUGGUUCUCAGCUGCCUACAGCAUGACUGUCGGAACCUUCAUCCUUCUAGCUGGCAGGCUGGGCGACAUACACGGACACAAACGCAUCUUCAUGCUCGGGUGGGCGUGGUUCAGCCUCUGGUCGCUGAUCGCCGGGUUCUGCGGCCGGUCGCAGCUCGUAUUGUUCAGUACGUUUCGGGCCUUCCAGGGCAUCGGCCCGGCGCUAGUCAUCCCCAACGCCAUCGCCCUGAUCGGCCGCACCUUUCCCAUCGGGCUCAAGCGUAACCUGGCCUUUGCAUGCUUCGGCGCGGCCGGCCCGACGGGCGCCGCCGUGGGUGCCGUGCUGGCGGCGCUCGUCGCCGAGACCAUAUCCUGGCAUUGGUGCUUCUGGCUGCUGGCCAUCACCUGCGCGUGUCUGGUUGUCGUGUCCAAGUUUGUUAUCCCCGACCAAGAAGAGAACGUCGACGGAAACCCCGACGGAAACCCCGACGGAAACCCCGACGGCGAGCAGCCCGAAUUCGACUGGCCUGGGGCAGUCACGGGCGUCGCGGGUUUGGUCUUGGUCAACUUUGCGCUCAACCAGGCGCCCAUUGUCGGAUGGAGCAACCCCUACAUCCCGAGCCUGUUGGUGGCGGGGCUGCUGUUUCUGGGAACGUUCAUGUGGGUUGAGCUCCGUGUCGCAACCCAGCCAAUUAUCCCCAUCCGCGGACUUCAGCGCAACGCCGCCUUCACUUUGGCCUGCGUAUUUGCCGGGUGGAGCAGCCACGGCAUCUGGGUCUACUAUUUGUACCUCUUCCUCGAGCAUCUGCGCGGCCAUAGCGCGCUACUUACUUCGGCCGAGACAUUCCCCGUGGCCAUCACGGGCCUCUUCUUCGCCUUUCUCACCGUCUGGCUGCUGCGUCGCGUGGCCGUCUCGUGGGUCAUGUUCUUUGCCAUGUUCUUCUUCCUGCUGGGGAGCUUGCUGAUUGCCAUCAUGCCCCUGGAGCAGUCGUACUGGGCCAACACCUUUGUUGCAGUCCUGCUCAUGCCAGGUGCCAUGAACCUGUCGUUCCCGGCAGCCACGAUCCUGCUGUCGACGGCGUUACCGAAGGAGAAACAGGGCAUUGCGGCAAGCCUCGUCGCGACAGUCGUCAACUACAGCAUCAGCUGCGGUCUCGGCCUGGCCGGAUCAAUCCACAAGAAUUCUCUCGUCCAUGCUGCAAACGUGGAAGGGUUGGAUGGACCGCCAUCGCCGCUGUCCGUUUCAAAUCCGCAUCUCAUCGCGGUCCGCCUAGCCGGGCUUCGCGCUGCUUACUGGUUUGCCGUCGGGCUGGGCGGGCUAGGCAUGUUGAUCGCCGGG
Lasiosphaeria miniovina is the source of this 1506-nucleotide messenger RNA. RefSeq names its product major facilitator superfamily. Gene Ontology annotation, biological process: transmembrane transport. The record is from RefSeq and is a predicted model, not a curated record. Gene Ontology annotation, cellular component: membrane. NCBI's taxonomy places the organism in Eukaryota, Fungi, Ascomycota, Sordariomycetes, Sordariales, Lasiosphaeriaceae. Gene Ontology annotation, molecular function: transmembrane transporter activity. The annotation marks the transcript as partial. The transcript has 2 exons.